Molecule: messenger RNA, 423 nt
Organism: Schizosaccharomyces osmophilus
Lineage: Eukaryota; Fungi; Ascomycota; Schizosaccharomycetes; Schizosaccharomycetales; Schizosaccharomycetaceae
Gene: pop5
Product: RNase P and RNase MRP subunit Pop5
Exons: 1
Coding region: 1-423 (140 amino acids)
Biological process (GO): tRNA 5'-leader removal
Cellular component (GO): ribonuclease P complex
Molecular function (GO): ribonuclease P RNA binding
Source: RefSeq, a predicted model, not a curated record
AUGGUACGUUUCAAAUCUCGAUAUCUAUUGUUUGAAGUACUGUAUCCACAAGACAAACAAUUUCACGAAUUUUCAACGAUUCCUUCAGAUAAUGCCAUCACUUCGUCGGGUUUAUCUAAAUUAUUAAGAAAUACAAUAGCAGAAAACUUUGGAGACGUUGGAAUUGGCAAGGUGGCAUCGAGCUUGUCAGUAAAAUACUUUUCACCUUCGACUUCUACAGGAAUUCUACGGGUUUCAAGGCAGCAUUUUCGACUAGCAUGGGCUGCUUUGUGCUUUUUAAGAGAACUCAAUGGCAAGCCAGUUGUAAUUCGUGUUGUACGUGUCUCUGGAACAAUAAAAAAGGCAGAGUUAGCUGCUAUUGAUAGAAAUGCUACAGAAGUCCGUCAACUUUCUAGUCUAAACGACGUUGUUCAAACUGUCUAA